Messenger RNA from Sturnus vulgaris (Common starling), 2566 nucleotides. Lineage: Eukaryota; Metazoa; Chordata; Aves; Passeriformes; Sturnidae. The record is from RefSeq and is a predicted model, not a curated record.
CUGUGAAGGUGACCAAGCACUGGCACAGGUUGCCCAGGGGGGUGUGGAGUCUCCAUCCUUGGAUAUUCUUGAAACACACCUGCACAUAGAUCUUGGGGACCCUGCUCAUAGAUUGUGCAGGGGGUCAGACCAGCUGGAUUCAUUAAUUCCUCCAGGAAGUCUCUGGCAACCUCUGCCUUUCUGUGAGACUCUGUGACUAAUGGCUUACUGUAGAAAAGCAGCUCUUGCAACUUUUUUCCUGAUUAUAUUUUUAUUCUUGUAUUUGAUUGCUUCCCAAGGGUACAUGCACGCACACCUGUAUUCCUUCCUCAAAGUUUUUCUGUUGUCCUGAAAUCCUCAGGUUUUUUUGCCUUCAGCUUCAGUUCCUUGGCUAGAGUUGUGCUUUUUGAAUCAUUCCUGAAAGUGUGUGACCAAUGUGGUAAUUAAAUGUGCAUUUUGAAGUCUGUUCCUGAUGCAGAUUGGCUGCAUUGGAGUUGUGAAGAUGCUGUACCCUGUCUGCAUUUCUCUAUAAAUAAAGUUCUAAGUAUGGUUUGAUCCUCAAAGGACCCUUGAGCCACAGCAGUUCCAUUGCUCUAUCACUGACUUAAAAUUUUUUUAUUUUCCACUACAGGAAAAUUCACGUGAGAAAGCCACCUACCAGGUACUCUUAUCUUAAAAAUUAAAAAAGAAGUCUAUAAGGAUAGAGGAUUUUGUUACAUUGGUGCCUUUCUUGAUGAUGUUGCUUUUACUGCUCGUCCUGUCUGCAUAUAACUAACUGUUUUAGAUUCUUGUUGCUAAAUCAACUUAAGCAUGCCAUAUUUUGUCCUGGAAAUUAUGAGUUCCCCACCAAAUGUGCCCCAUUGCUACGAUGGGAGAAGGACCAUACAAUAGCCUAUCUCUGUCCCUUCUUUUGGAUCCUGGGAAACAGGAUUCCUUGCAACAAAUGAGUUACAUCCUGAAUGAGACAAACACACCUGUAGAGCUGUAUGAGCAAAGUGCGAUAUGUGCUUACAGUGCACAUGAAUGUUUUGUUCAUCACUGUAAUUGUUUGAUGUCAAAUCUGCCAUGAGCACAAAUUAGUAACUUUUUGCUACAGCAGUUUUGAAUACAGAGUAGAAACUUGGUCAUCUGCAUACUCUGGCAUCUGUACAAAAAUGUCAAGAUUUUCCUUGGCAUGCAGUAGUGAGUUGUCAGUGUAGAUACCUUUCAUAUUGGCAUGUGUGCUGUGAUGUGUCUGGACUGCCCAUUUGACAAAUUUUUGUUGUGGUAGGUUUGAGGAGAAAAAUCAGUUUAAAACUCUCUGAAACCGCAUGUUAAAAUAGUAGUUCUCACUCAGCUGUGCCCAAGCUGCAGUGUUUUACUUGGUGUAGCCACAAAAUCUUUUAGAGCCACGCAGGACUUGUCUGUUUACCCUUCCAAGUCUGUAAACUGUCCAGUAGCCCCAACUCUCGAGUAGGACAGAAGGGAAUUUGGGGACAGGCAUUGUUUACUCCAAUGUGCACACAGUUUUUCAUUCAUAUUUUGCAUCUGUGAAUUGCUGUUUUAUUUCUUUCAGGUCUUUGUGACUGAGCACCAUGCCUCUUCCAGAAACCAUGUUCUGUGCUCAGCAGAUCAAAAUCCCCCCGGAGCUACCUGAUAUUCUGAAGCAAUUUACUAAAGCUGCCAUUAGGACUCAGCCUUAUGAUGUUUUGCAGUGGGCAGCUGCGUAUUUUUCAGCCUUGUCUAAAGGUGAACCCCUUCCUGUAAAGAAGAGGCUUGAAAUGCCCUUAGCAGCAGAGAAAAAAGAUGCUGGUUUGACCCCAGGACUCCUUAAGGUCUUGCACAAACAGCUUUCUUCCAAAGGCAUGGUGACCAUUGCAGAACUGAGGGAAAAAUGGAAGAAUCUGGGCUUGCCAGAGGAGCAGCUGGGAGCUAUCCUGCAACUGGACAAUUUUGGCGAGGAGGUGGAAUGGAUGAAGUUUCUGGCACUUGGGUGCAGCGUGCUUGGUGGGUCCUUACUGAGUUCAAUGAAACAGGCCUGCGAGAUCCUAACAAGAGACCCAGAAGGUGGAGCAGCUCGAAUUCCCUUCGAAACAUUCUCAUUCCUUUAUUCAUAUUUGGCCAGUAUUGAUGGAGAGAUAUCACAGACAGAAACUAAAGCAUUCCUCCUGGGAAUUAAAGAACAAGCGGACAAACACUCCGGCAUGGUGCUGAUCAGACACUUCCUGCCAUACUCCUUCAUAUUUUAUUGAUCAACCCUACUCUUCAGCAUGAGGUGAGAGGGAAAAAAAAAAGGAAGGAAUAAAUAAGUUCAAGAAAAUAAUUUGUGUUCAAAGUACUGUAAUUUGCACAGAACAUGAUCCUCUUCUGUGGCAUUUCCUUUUCUUUGUCCUCUUCUUGAGAUGGCCUUUCAGAGGAUGUUAAUUGAAUACAUGGUUAUAUUGUUUUCCUGCCUCUGAGAUACUGAUGGCCACCCCUAGGUGAUUGUUAAGUGAAACACGGAAUUCAGUUAUGCUGGGGCAGCUGUAGUUGGAGCAUUUCUCAUUAUGCUUCUGGUAGCUGUGACUUCAUUUUGACUCUGGCACAAGUACAGCUGAUUGUUGGACUA